Alligator sinensis (Chinese alligator) is the source of this 2240-nucleotide messenger RNA. RefSeq lists its product as uncharacterized. Bases 140 to 1351 code for a protein of 403 amino acids. Lineage: Eukaryota; Metazoa; Chordata; Crocodylia; Alligatoridae. The record is from RefSeq and is a predicted model, not a curated record. The transcript is spliced from 4 exons.
UCACAUUGGUCCAUAAGGGAGAAACAUGGCCCUGCCAGCUGUCCUUGCUAAGGAUGUAGCUGCAGAACACUAGACUAAAGGGUAGUUCGAGAGAGUAAAAGGCCAGCAUCCCUUGUCCUGCCAGGUGCCUGGGUGCACAAUGGGCCGCUUGGAUGACCACGCCAAGAAGCGGAUUGUAGAGCUGCGCAAAGCUGGGCUGAGCUUCCGCAAAAUCAAAAAGGUUCUGGAGCUGGACAACAUCCGGGUGACCCCCCAGGCUGUCUACCUGUUCCUGAAGCGAAAGAAUGUGGAGCCUGCCCAGUCCCCAACUGCCUCCCAUUCCCAGCCAGCCACAGGCCGGGGGAACAGGACAACGACCAUCAAUGGAUCUGGCUGGGAGGACGAACAGCUCUGGAACUUGCUGCAGGAAAAUGAGACUGAACAGAGCAAGCAGCUGGAGCCCCUGGGCAGUAGGCAGUCAAGUCCCAGGUCCCCAGUGCCCCCUGGAGGAACUGUUGUGAGCUCUGAGAGGCUCUCCAUCCAUGACAACCAGGACAGCAAGGAAGGCAUCAAAAUUGUCAGUGUGACUUCACUGUGCAAGGACAGUGGGCAGUUUGGGAAUGUGUCUGCUGCACCAAUGGGCCCCUCUCCAGGGCCACAGCUGACCCCCAGUAACAGUGAUGACGGCUCUGUGACUCAUCCCUCUCCUUUGAGCAGCCGCUCAGCUCUGCUUCCACCAGCAUCCUCCCAGCACCAGUUGAACAACAGGGGGAAAAUAUUUCUGUCCCCUGCCAGGAACCCAGCCUUAAUUGUGAAGAAGAAGAUUGUAGAUAGAGCCAUCCACCUCCAGAAAAAGGUGAACAUUCAGAAUGGGCAGAAUCCAUCUGGCUCUACAAGCGCCCUGCCUUUUGUGGUAGGAGUGCAGCCAGGCAGCCAGCCUCCCAGGAUGAACCCAGCUACCAUGGCAGCUUCCACGAGCCACCACACACAGGUCAAAGAUGCCGGCACUCAAACUGUCCCGCUCAGUGGUGCCAGUCCCCUGGGCAGUCAGAACUCAGUGUGGGGAGGGCAGAUGCUUGCCGUCUCCCAGAACCCUCUUGCCAUUGUCGAGAAGCUGGAUGCACUACAUUCAGAGAUCCAUAAACUGACUCAUACCAUGCAGGCUGUGCUAGAGAGGCAGUGCAGCAUGGAGCGCCAGCAGGAGCAGCAGCAGCGUUUCCAGCAAGAAGUGCUUAUGACGCUUCAGCAGCUCAGCUCCACAGUCAGCCAUGGGGCAGUGCCAGGAAACCAGCCCUGUGUUCCUUUCAGCAGCAUGGCAGAUCCCUCACCCACUGUACCAAACUUCAGCCAGUUCAAGAUGGAGAUCAUCUAAUGCAAGGUAAAGGCCAACAGGUCUCAGUGGAUCUAGGAAGGAGAGUGGCAGCAGGGACCAACUAGCAGAAGAUCCUAAGGGACAUGGGCAUUCUCACUGCAGACUGCUCCUGACACUCUUCCUGCAAAGGUAGAAUGCUGGGCAGCCAGUACUACCUUGAGGCUUCAUCUGCUCUGAUCUAGUUAACCAGGAGCUGCUACCUGCUGGAAGAGGCACAUGCUGAUGGGAAGCUGUAACCAGCUUGUUUUAAAAGAAAGCCUUAAUUCUACUCCUCUGUGCACCAAGUGAGUGCUGGCUUAGCCAGCAACCUACAGGGUCAGUUGCUGGGGUGUUCCAGCUCCAGUGCAGCAAAAACACAAUUAGGCUGUAGGCUGCAUGCUCUCCUUUGCUCAGAGGAAACAUCUCUUAAUGUUUACACUCUUGGGGGAAUGAGCACCUGGAAAACCAGCCUGGGAGGACACUUCAUGCUUUUUCCUCUUAUGAAUCUCAGUAAAGUCUAUAUGUGCUCUGGAACGUCCUGAACACUGUUUCUGGGUAGGUUAAUUUGCACCACCAUCUCAUCUGUAGAGAAGUGCUUAUAUUGAAGUGCUGUUGAAUUUCCGCACCCCCACCCCAGUACUGCUCAUGGAUGCCAGGGACUCAGCCCCAGCCUUCAGCUAUCGCUGCUUACUUUGUUCUGUCAUGGCAACUAACUUCUCAGCUUAACACUGUCUGUUGCAAUAAUUCUGGUCCUCUUUGGAUGUGUCUACAUAUACAAUUGCAGUGCCUGAAUAAACCGUGGAGCUUAUUUCAUAGAUUUCAUAGACAUUAGGGCUAGAAGACACCUUGGAAGAUCAUCAAGUUCAGCCCCCUUCCCCAGGGGUAGGAAGUCAGCAGGGAUCAUAGGAUC